Messenger RNA from Rotaria sp. Silwood1, 1443 nucleotides. NCBI's taxonomy places the organism in Eukaryota, Metazoa, Rotifera, Eurotatoria, Philodinida, Philodinidae. The record is from the annotation of a GenBank genome assembly.
AUGCUGUUUCUACAUGCUAUGCCGUUCUACUUAAAAUGGUAUUGGGAUUAUUGUGAUCCUGAAAAUUUUGUUAAAAUUUUACGAAUAUUAUUAAAUGAAUUUACGGCAUGGUUUACAAGCUGUGAGCCGGAUUCCUAUCUGGAACGUUCCUCUCAAAUCGAUGAUAUGAUUCGUCAUCUAAAUUAUCUUCUUGUUCGCCCAACCGAAUUUGAUAGUAUAAACAUUUUUAGUGAAGAAUUUUAUGAUAACUACUGUAAAUUAGUUUUACAUUGGUCAGCAAUUUUGUCAUCAAUUUUGGCAUGCUCUUCUUGUACAAUAAAUGUCAAAUCAGCAGCACGAACCAGUGUUCAAAUUUUGUAUAAUUUAACAUUACAUUCAAAUGUACUCAAUUUUAUGAAGACAAUACCGAGUUUGAUUUUGAUGCUGUUGAAAGUAACUGAUCUUGAUCAUGAUGAAAUGCAAUUGAAUGCAUAUCGUUGUUUGGGCAAAAUUAUGAUCGAAGCAGAUAUUAAAACUAUGACAAAACCGAGCAAAAUUGCAGCCGUACACAUUGAAUUUCUUAAAGAUACUAUCGAUGAUUCGAAACCAUCAGAACGAUUUUAUAGUCUAUUGGAAAGUUUGAAAAAUUUUGUUCAACAUGAUCAAGUUAAAAUUGAACUGAUAAGACAAGGAAUACUUCCUCUGCUAAUAACAUGUGUCUUGAAAAAUACAUUUGAUCCGAUCAAAGUACACUUGAUAGCUCUUGAAGUUCUUCUUGCUCUCGCGUUUCAUAAUCAGGCUUGUUCUUUUCUAAAACAAAAUGAAAAUUUCAUGAAUCACAUUCGAAUCUUUUCAAACAAGACGGAUUCGAAUCAAUUACGUUUACAACGAGUUGCUGAAGGACUUCUUUGGAAAUUAGAACAAGAAGAUGAAGCUGUUGCUAAACCAACUAUUUUGACUUGGUACAAAUACGAUAUUAUGAUAAGUUAUUCCCAUAAAGAUAAACAAUUAUGUCUUCAAAUCCAUCAACAAUUAAUCAACGAUGGGUUUCGUGUCUGGCUUGACAAUGAUUGUUUGCGUGGAUCUACAAUGGUGGGCAUAGCAAAUGCUAUCGAAAAUUCUCUAUAUGUAUUGAUAUGCAUGUCAAACACAUACAAACAGAGUGUUUAUUGUCAAUCAGAAGCUCAUUAUGCAUUCGAACGAGGUUGCCGUCUUAUUCCAAUCAUCGUCGAAUCAAAUUAUAAACCUGACGGAUGGCUAGGUAUCAUUAUUAGUGGCAAGAUCUAUGUCGAUUUUAUUGCAAAUGAAUUUAACGUGGCUUAUGAAAAAUUGAAGAAUGAGAUUAGUGAACAACGAUAUCAAAUUCCGAUUCAAUCGUCGACAAAAUCACAAAAAAAAUACGAGACCAAUACAACUUCCAUAAGUUUAGAAAAUGCUGUAUCGGUUUUCGAAUCGACAAUGUGA